Talaromyces rugulosus is the source of this 8004-nucleotide messenger RNA. RefSeq lists its product as uncharacterized. Gene Ontology annotation, biological process: secondary metabolite biosynthetic process; fatty acid biosynthetic process. Gene Ontology annotation, molecular function: fatty acid synthase activity. The transcript has 3 exons. The record is from RefSeq and is a predicted model, not a curated record. NCBI's taxonomy places the organism in Eukaryota, Fungi, Ascomycota, Eurotiomycetes, Eurotiales, Trichocomaceae. Bases 1 to 8004 code for a protein of 2667 amino acids.
AUGAAUAUGGACUGCGUGUCUUCGCCAUUAUUUGUAGUCUUCGGACCGCAGACUAGCACAUGGCCAUCUCAAAAAUGUCUCUCUCAUCUACGAUAUGACCUUCUCAACGAACCCGCCUUGGCCCGCUUCACAGAUGCCGUGAGGAAUCUACCAAGCCUAUGGCCUUCGAUAGUAGAAAUCGACCCUCGUUUACGAAGUGGGGAGACGCACGGAUUACAAGCCUUUGUGGCAUUCCAAACAUGGCUUAACACCGGUGUUCUUGAGUGUGAAGCAGAGGGACUGCCAUCAAAUGCCUUAUGGUCCCCAUUGACUGUCAUUCUUCAUGUCGUAGACUAUGUGAAGUGCGUGUUACAAGGAUCAAUGUACCGGCUACGCAAUGAGAAUGGCCGCUUACCAGAGGAACUUGGACUCCAAGGCAUGUGUACGGGUUUUCUGACUACGAUUGCUGCGUCCUUAUCGGAUAAUGCAGUUGAGUUCAGCGGGUAUGCUUCAGUGGCGUUGCACUUGGCUGCCUGCAUUGGCGUUUUCGUUGACCUCAACGGUGGCUGUGACGAUCCCAAUGAGAAGAUGCAAGCAAUCGUUGUACAUUGGAAAACAGACAUACAAAGAUCACGGCUUUUUCAGACCAUGACGAAUUAUCCAGAAGCAUAUAUGUCAGUGCUAAAGGACAAUGAAAGCUCAACAAUGAUGGUCCCUCAGAUGUCUGUCCCGUCGAUAAGACAGAUCCUUUUAUCUGAGGGUAUACACGUUACCCCUCUUCGCCUGGUAGGUCGCUAUCACCACUCAUCAAACGCCGAUGCAGUAGCGAAGGUGAUACAACUUGCCCAUUUGAGGCCCAUCGAAUUCCAGUUUCCCGCCACGACAAAACUGAGGAGGCCACUACGAGCAAAUUACCACGCCGAAAUUGUUGAUUGCAGUCAACAAGACCUGAUGCUGCAUGAAAUAGCAAUCAAGUCACUUCUAACGGAGCAGGUUGAUUGGCAUUCACUUAUUAAUGCUACUUUGAAGGAUACAGUCCCCCAACCCUUUCCAUCCAUACUCGUCAUAGGGCUUACAAAUUGUCUGCCACGAGAAAUACUGAACAGGGAUCAGGGUGGGUAUAAUAUCCAAUUUUCAGAGGAAGUUCGCAACCUACAGACAAGUCCACCACUUAGCUCGGGGCUCCCACCUCCGGAACUGAACCAAGAAAAAAAUUCUAUUGCAAUCGUGGGCAUGGCCGGCCGCUUUCCUGGAGCUGAUACAUUAGAGGAAUUCUGGACGCUAUUACAACAAGCGAAGUCAACACUAACCGAAGUUCCGAGAGAUCGAUUCAAAUCAGAUGAAUUACGUCGCUCAGAAACAGGAACCCGCUUCUGGGGGAAUUUUAUUGGUGAUAUGGAUUCGUUUGACCGUAAAUUCUUCAAUAUUUCCUCGCGAGAAGCAACGUCAAUGGACCCGCAGCAGAGACUCGUCCUUCAAGUUGCUGUUGAGGCAAUGCAAUCGGCCGAAUAUUUCAGUCAUGGAAAUAAUUACAGUACAGAUUUUGGAUGCUAUCUUGGGGUGGGAUCUGUCGACUAUCAUGAUAACAUAUACUCCCAUCAACCUACGGCAUAUUCGGCUGUAGGGUCUUUGAGGGCAUUCCUAAGCGGGAGGAUCGCCCAUUAUUUUGGGUGGACUGGUCCGUCAAUUACAUACGAUACUGCGUGCUCAUCAUCUCUGGUAGCAAUACAUUCUGCUUGCAAAGCACUCUUGGCGGGCGAGUGUAGUGGUGCGCUUGCUGGAGGAGUGAAUAUAAUUACCAGUCCGGCAUUAUAUCAGAACCUUGGAGCAGCGUCGUUUUUGAGCCCAACGGGAGCUUCUAAGGCCUUCGAUUCUGCUGCAGAUGGAUACUGCCGAGGGGAAGGAUGCGGUCUUGUCGUGCUCAAGAAACUCUCCGAUGCAGUAGCCGCGUCAGACCCAAUUCUGGGUGUUAUUGCCGGUUCAGCAAUCAACCAGAGUGAGAACUGUGUCUCGAUCACGGUUCCUCACGCUGGCUCUCAGAGUGCUCUUUACCGCAAAGUCUUAGCCCAAUCAAACUUACAACCCUCGGAUAUCACCUAUGUCGAGGCCCACGGCACGGGGACCCCCGUAGGUGACCCGAUCGAAUGGCAAAGCAUUCGUGCUGUCUUUGGGGGACCUCAACGAGAAAUAAAUAGCGACGAGAUUGAUAUUAAAAGAGUAUUGCAUGUCGGAUCUGUCAAAGGAAAUAUUGGCCAUCUAGAAGCCGCCUCAGGGGUUGCUGCACUCAUCAAGUCCGUCCUGAUGAUCCAAAAAGGCGAAAUCCCGAAGCAAGCCAGUUUUGUCUCAAUUAACCCCCGAAUUCCUACUUCGGACCUAGACCAUAUGACCAUAGCCACACAAACAGUUCCAUGGAAUCCAGGCUUUCGUGGUAUUUGUGUUAAUAACUAUGGAGCGUCGGGGACGAAUGGUGCGCUUAUUGUGUGCCAAACGCCCGAUUCCCUAUCAUCAUCAUCCACAAUACCCAAAAUCUCAGCUCCAAGAAAACAUCUCGUUUCUAUUACUGCUCAUUCCCGUUGGAGCCUUGAGACAUACUGCUCUUUGUUACUUCGACAAACACUUUCUGCAAGCCAAGAAAAGUUCAGUUUAGCAGACUAUGCUUUUAAUCUCUCACACAAACAGGACCUCAACGCUAAGCACCGGAGAACCGCUGCUAUAAAGUCCAUGGAAGAAUUUCGUUCUUUACUCGGCGAUUGGCGGGAGGACAAGGGAGAUGGCGAGCAUGAUCAGCAGGCCCUCCAGACGCAACAAUCACCUGGACAGCCAAAGCCAAUAGUCUUAUGUUUCGGUGGACAGUCCAGUAAUAUCAUUGGCUUGGAUAAAUUGGUUUAUGAUACCAUUGUACUUUUCCGUUUUCAUCUUGACGAGGUCAACACGGUUUUGAAUGAGCAAGGUGACGGUGUUACCAUUUAUCCUCAUAUAUUCAGCAAGGACCCUAUUUCCAAUCCCGUGGCUUUACAUUGUUCCUUAUUUGCCAUCCAGUACGCUUGCGCUAUGUCCUGGAUUGAUUCUGGAGUGACUGUUAAAACUGUCAUCGGCCACAGCUUCGGUCAGAUCACAGCGCUCUGCAUUUCUGGGGUGCUAUCUUUAAAUGACGCUGUGAGAUAUGUCUCCGGUCGUGCAUCUCUUUUUGCAAAUAAAUGGAAGUUGGAAACAGGCGCAAUGAUAACCGCAAGAGCACCAGAUAUUGAUGGAAUCUUACCAGCACUCAUGAGGACUAUUUUGCCAGAGUCCCUUGAGGUAGCAUGCUAUAACAGUUCAUCUGACCUUGUUUUAGCUGGCUCAACGUCGGCCGUUGAAACAUUCAAAAUCGCAGCGGAAGCGAUGUCAAAUAUUGAAGUGAAGACACUAGACAAUGAUCGAGCAUUCCAUUCAAGUCUCAUGGAUGGCAUACUUCCUGAUCUGUCGCGACUCGCCGCUAGCUUGACUUUUAGGACUCCUAAUAUCAAUAUUGAGACCUGCACCCAAGGCAAUAGCUGGACUAGCUUUACUGCCGACAACCUCGUCGCACAUUCUCGCCGACCGGUGUUUUUCAGGGAUGCUGUAAAAAGGAUCCAACAACGCCUAGGAGCUUCUUGUAUCUGGCUUGAAGCAGGCUCCAGGUCUUCCAUUAUACAUUUGGUUUCGAAAUGCAUCAGUCGUGACCCACAAGAGUCAAUGCUUCUGCCUGUGGAUCUCUCAAAUAGCGACCGGUCGCUUGAUUCGCUGUUAAAUACCACCCUCCGACUUUGCGGUAUUGGAGGCUAUACGCGAGUACAGUACUGGCCGUAUCAUCGCCGACAACGAUCCUACUACAAGUACAUUAACCUACCACCUUAUCAAUUUGAUAUGUCGCGGUAUUGGUUGGAGUACAAAGACUCAUUACAGGACAGUGGUAACCCAAACACCAAAUCCACUAUCGCCGACAAUGAAACUCAUAGACUACUUCGAUUCGUUGGAUAUGCUCCUGACAGUAAGAAUACUGCAGUCUUUGCGGUUAAUCCACAGUGUUCAGACUUUCAGACAGCCGUAAGCGGGCAUGCGGUCAUGGGAAAGGGUCUCUGUCCCGCAUCCCUCUACGUAGAGCUUGCCGCUCAGUCGAUUUGUUACCUCUCUAGCCGUGACGACAAGCAUCGCGUAACCGAAGCUGCUACGAAUUCUUUACCCCAAGUGACCGAGUUGCGAAUCCUUGCUCCCUUGGGUAUGGAUACCUCGAAUUCAAUUCAUAUCGAACUGUCGCCUUCUGCCGACACUGGUGGUCGAGGCUGGACAUUUUCUUUGACUAGCUAUCACCAGUUUUCUCCCAAGACGAGUACUUGCCACGCAUCAGGAAUAAUACAUCUUCAAGGCAUAGACGAUGUGCGUCUCUGCGCUGAACGCAGUGCACUCGAGCGUUUUGUGGGUAAUAAUCGCUGCCUAACGUUGCUCGAGGAUCGCCUAGCGGAAUCCAUGCAAGGAUCGAUUGUAUACCGGGUGUUCGACAGGGUGGUAAACUACAAGCGCUAUUACCAGGGUAUCCAGCGGCUUGCUUCAAAGGGCACCGAGGUUGCGGGUGUUGUUUCCAUGCUUGAAGAAUCUACCUCUCCCCUGGCUAAUAACACCUUGGAACCGUUUCUCAUGGACAACUUUCUUCAGGUGGCAGGUUUACACGUCAACUGCCUUCGAGAUAUUCUUCGAAAUGAUGUUUAUAUAUGUACUGCUAUUAAACACAUACAGAUUUAUGAGACCCUGAAAUCACGAGGAACAGCAAAAGACCCUCCCUCUUGGAAUGUCUAUGGAUACACGAAGGACCUUGACGAUGUGAAAAGGAAUCUCGAAAGCGAUAUCCUAGUCUUCAAUGGAGCUACGAAGUCACUAGCAGUGACACUUUUAGGUGUCAGGUUUUCGAGGGUGAAUAUGAAUUCACUGGGGAAGACUCUGUCUGCCAUUAAUUCCACUGCGGAAGUUACUAAAUCUGCAGCGUCAAAUGAGCCCAUGAUUUCCCACUCUAUGAAAAACCGGGCUAGUGAAGAGCUGUUGGCUUCCACCGUUGCUAUUGAAAUUGCAAAAGAGCGAAAAGACUUACCAUAUCCUAACAAUGUGGCUACGCUGUCUUCACUUCAUACACAGUUGAAAGAGCUUCUUAGCAGUUUUACAGACAUCCCUGUGAACGAAAUUGACGAAAAUGAAACUUCAGAAGCCCUUGGAAUCGACUCACUCAUGGAAACGGAAGUUUUAUCAGAAAUACGGCGCGCAUUCGGUGUAGAAGUGCCUGCCGAUGCGUUUCGGGGAAUGUCAGUAGCGGAUUUGUUAAGUCUCCUCGGAUCCGAUGAGCCUUCCACUUCAGAUUCCGCUAGAUAUCCGGUUCCUUCGUCGGAUGUUUCUAUUCAGGGUACCCAGUUUUCAAGCGUCUCUACAUCGUCUCUAUUCCAAGAAAUAGAUCCGUCGAAAACAGCCUCUUUCCACAAGGAGAACGUUCAGAGUGACUUUUCCACUAAUACGAGUUCGCAUGAUCUUCUAUGGUCAGCUAUUGAAACAGAACCGAGUCAAAAACCAAUUUUUAUUAAAGAUAUUCACGAAGCGUUCUCAACUGUCAAAGGUGAAAUGAUCAUUGGCACUGGGCUUUCUGGGUUUUAUACCAACGUUCAUCCGAGACAGUCGAACUUGGUCACAGCUUACAUUGUGGAAGCUUUUGAUACACUUGGUUGUUCUCUCAACAAAAUUCCUCGAGACGAACCUGUAAUGGUCAUUCCUCAUACUCACAAACACAAAAAGAUAGUGCGUCAACUCUACGAAAUUUUAGAAGCUGUUGGUAUCGUUUCCCGAUAUGGUGACGGUGUUUACAAACGAACUGGGUAUUCAAUUGACCUUUCCUCUUCCGAAAGCCUACUUAAAAAUAUCUUACACGACUUUCCCCGGCACUCAGACGAACACAGACUUCUUUCAAUAACUGGACCUCGACUUGCAGAUUGUUUGUGCGGGAAAACGGAGGCUAUCAGCCUGAUAUUUGGUAGCCGAGAAAACAAAGAGUUACUGGCAAAUGUUUACCUCAACGCUCCGAUGUUCGCAGCUGGCACAAAGCUGCUUUUCAAUUUUUUAACACGUCUAUUGACACCAACGCUACCUAAAAUCAACAACAACAGUGACAAUAACGGCGAAAAACCACAGAAAUGUAUACGGAUACUAGAAAUCGGUGCUGGUACUGGCGGAACGACGAAAGGGGUGAUUUCAGCUCUUGCGGCUUGUAACAUUCCCUUCCAGUACACUUUCAGCGAUAUAUCAGCUUCACUAGUUGCUACCGCAAAACAGAAAUUCGCUUUCUGCGAGGAAAUGACAGGAUUCGCUGUUAUGGACAUUGAACAAGAGCCAAGCCCGGAAUUUAUCGGUGAGUAUGAUAUUGUCAUUUCGACAAACUGUAUUCAUGCGACGAGAAACCUAACCGCCACGACGACAAACAUCCGCAAACUACUUGUCCCCGGUGGCCUUCUUUGUUUAGUGGAGCUAACACGAAAUCUACAUUGGUUUGAUUUGGUUUUUGGCUUGCUAGAAGGCUGGUGGUUGUUUGAAGACGGCCGAAGGCAUGCUCUUGCUUCUGAGUUUGUUUGGAGAGAGUGUUUGAUGAAUGCGGGAUAUGAUUAUGUCGAUUGGACGGGAGGUGAUUGCAAGGAAUCGGAACUUCUACGUUUAAUUAUUGCUGUGAAUCCUUCCGGCGCACGAAAAAAAUCAUUUUCCACGCAGCAGACCGCCGUACAAGGUAUCAAUCAGCAAAAUGAGCCGGAAGGGUUGGGUCACGAUUCUAUCCGAGGCGUCCUUCCUGUACCCGUACCUGUCUCUGUACCACCAGGUCCACCUUUGAGCAUUGAGAAGGGUGGAGUUGUUCUUUUGACCGGUGCAACAGGAAGCCUAGGAAGCCAUUUACUGCAACAUUUGCUCAGCCGUUCAGAUGUCCGUCGUGUGGUUUGUCUUAAUCGCCUGACCGCUCAAGAUGCUGUCUAUCGACAGGCCAAAGCAUUGAAAAGUCGCAAUAUUGAAAUAAGCCCGCAAAACUGGUCUAGGCUUCAAAUCAUGGAAAGCAAAACCGAGCGUCCAAAGCUCGGUCUGGAUGAUGUGGUUUACAGCACCUUGUGUGAUGAUGUGACGCAUAUAGUCCAUAAUGCUUGGCCCAUGAGUUUUCGGCGUCCGCUCAACUCGUUUGAACCGCAGUUCAAGACUCUGGAAAAUCUUAUCCAGUUUGCUCGUGAUAUUCGAAAAAGAAAAGAACGGUUUUCUAUGAGACCUCGGCUUCUAUUCGUUUCCUCCGUUGGGGCUGUGGGACAACAUUCUGCCAUAGAAAAAAACCACGCUAUACCAGAGGUGCCUGUUUUAAGUGCUUCUGGUCUAGAAAUGGGUUACGCACAAGCAAAAAUUCUUUGCGAAAAAAUGAUACAAGAUGUCCAUUUGGAAGAAUCAGAGGCAGACAGGAUCGAGGCAACAUUCGCUCGCAUUGGACAAAUGACAGGAUCUCGAAUGAACGGGGUUUGGAAUCCCGAGGAGCACAUUCCAGCUUUACUUCGAUCAUCACAAACUGUUGGUGCGUUGCCUUGGAUUGAUGGGACAGCUGCUUGGCUACCAGUCGAUGUAGCAGCUGCGGUAGUUGGCGAUCUGUUGCUUGACCCCCGACCACCUCGUCUUGUUUACCAUGUGGAGAACCCUAUUCGCCAGUCGUGGGUUAAACUAAUAGAGCAGUUGUCCAACCUCCUUGGUAUUUGCACAACGAUACCGUAUCGCGACUGGUUAGAUCGAGUACAGGGAGUACCUGACACAAAGGGGGAAAAUGAUGACGCCAACCCUGCUAAGCGAAUCUUUGACUUCUUUGAGAAGGAUUUUAUACGUAUGGACUGUGGUGGUGUCAUUUUAGACACGACCUUUACACAGACUAUCUCACACACCCUACGAGAAACAAUACCAGUUGAUCCGGAAACGUUGGCGCAUUAUGUAUCAAACUGGAAACGCACUGGUUUUUUGAAGUGA